CAUUUAAAAAGUUAUUUUGCGUAGACCUGAAUGAGUAAUAUUAAUAAUUGUAAAUAAAAUUAAGAUUUCAUUAAGUUGUGCUCAUAUUUUUAUUAUCAAAUUGAAAAAUAAUUCCUGUCUGGUAUUAAUGAUUACAGUUAAAGACGAAAACAUAUCGCAAAUAAGUUGGUGGACUUUGUUAAACUUCACUCAAUUGAUCACUCAAAUGUAGUGUAACCCACAAAUAAACAUUGACAAAGUCAUUUUGCGUAGACCUGAAUGAGUAAUAUUAAUUUUAAUAAUUUUAAAUAAAAUUAAGAUUUCAUUAAGUAGUGCUCAUAUUUUUAUUAAAGAAUUGAAAAAUAAUUCCUGUCAGGUAUUAAUGAUUACAGUUAAAGACGAAAACAUAUCGCAAAUAAGUUCAAGUAAACAAAAGCAGGUGAGUGACCUCUGAGUCUAUUGAUUUCUGUAGCCCUGAUGGUCUCAGUUCUUCAGUCACAUUUACUCUGAGACAUAAGGAUGAGGUUUUUUCUGCUGCUUGGACUAAUUGCUUUCACAUAUGCAGCUGAAGAGUCAUGUAUUGAACGCUGUGAAAAUGGGUUUGACGCCACCAAGAGCUGCCAGUGUGAUUCUAUGUGCGCAUACUACAAGAGCUGUUGCAAGGACUAUGAAUCCUUAUGUCGUAUUAUGACUCGUGGAGACACCUUUCCUUCUUCCCCCGAGGAUGAUUAUGAUGAGCAAGCAAACAGCACAGAGGUGCCAAUCAGAUCCAGAUCACAGCGCAUAAUGUUGACCCCAUCUCCAGCAAGCUUUGCUGAAACAUUAUUAAAUGAUAACCCAGCACCUGAGAUUGCCACUGCUGCCUCUCAAACUACACAUUUCAGAUUAGCCUCCACCAUUAAGAACCCAACCACAACUCCACACACAACCUCAAUUCCUAAACCCACACCAACAAAAGCCAAAGACCCUGAUGCUGAGGUCUGCAGCGGCAGACCCUUUGACUCAUUCAUGCAGCUAAAAAACGGCUCUAUAUACGCAUUCAGAGGACAAUAUUUUUUUGAGCUUGAUGAGAAAUCAGUAUUACCAGGAUACCCAAAGCUCAUCGAAGACGUCUGGGGAAUAAAAGGCCCAAUAGAUGCUGCUUUCACUCGCAUAAACUGCCAAGGAAAGACGUACAUCUUCAAAGGUAAGAAAUACUGGAGGUUUGAAGAUGGAGUACUAGACGAAGAUUUCCCACGAGAAAUAUCUGUGGGAUUUGAGAAGAUACCAGACAAUCUGGAUGCUGCCUUUGCCAUUCCUGCUCACAGCCAUCAUGGCAAAGAGAAGGUUUAUUUUUUUAAAGGAGACCAGUAUUACCAGUACGAGUUCAAGCACCAGCCAUCCCAUGAGGAGUGCAUUCAGAUGUCAUUAAGAUCUCCCUCAACACUCUUCCGCAGAUACACUGAUAUUUACUACGACCGAUGGUUUGAGCACUUCAACCAGCUCUUUGAUGGAGCUCACAGUCAUCACGGUGGCCAUCACUUCAUCGACAAAGACUGGACUGGCAUCAAGUCUCCUGUGGAUGCUGUGCUAGCUGGUAGACUCUAUAUCACUCCGAGAUGGCCCAGCAGAAGACGUCAGGACAGGAAUCGGCAGGAUUGGGACCAGCAGUGGGGGCAACAAUAUGGGCAGCAGUGGAACCAGCGUUAUAGGCAGCAGUGGGACCAGCAGCGGGGCUCCAGGCGUAGACAGAAUAGGUCACCUUAUUGGGAGACUAUGGCUGAAAGGGGCAUCAGCAUUGGACAGGAGUUUGCUCAGAGGUUUGGACAGGACAGGUGGCGAGACCAGGACAGACGCAGAGACUAUUACAACAGACAAAAUGACUAUGAUUAUGACUACAGGUACAGACCUUCUGAAGACAUCGCCUACGACAUACUGCGCAGGAGGCAGCCUUUACAGAGUGUCUACUUCUUCAAAGGAGAUAUGUACUACAGAGUGAAUCUCCGAACCAAGCGGGUUGACUAUGCAAACCCUCCAUAUCCAAGACCUAUUGGAAAAUACUGGCUUGGCUGCAAAGACAAGCCAGGAGCAGAAAAGAGAUGAGUCCAACUGUAAAAGACAUUUAAUAGUAUUUAUCAUACAAAAAAAGCUGCAUUUGAAUGGUCAAAGAGAAGGCUCAUCAGUAGGCCCUUAUAGUCUCUCCAUAGAUUUUAAUGUGAAUAGAAUGACAUUCAUGAUGUUCUACAAGUACUCAAGAAACUAAUCUACUCUAUAUUCCUUAUUGUUGUGUUGAUUAAUCAUGCUCGUUGGACAAUGGAUAGUCUCAAACAUCUCAAGUAAACAGACAUUUGAAUAUAAUCCUAGAAUGAAAGCAAUAGCACAAGAGGAAUAACAUUUCUGUUGCUUACAAAAGCCUAAAAAGUUGCUAUGAGCUUUGCAACAGUUUUUAGUGAGGAAUUGUUUUGCAAUCUUUGAAUAAACUGCAAUGUUUUUGUCAUUGUCAA
Messenger RNA from Labeo rohita (rohu), 2462 nucleotides. It is a transcript of the gene vtna, whose product is annotated as vitronectin a. The transcript has 8 exons. NCBI's taxonomy places the organism in Eukaryota, Metazoa, Chordata, Actinopteri, Cypriniformes, Cyprinidae. Gene Ontology annotation, biological process: immune response; cell-matrix adhesion; cell adhesion mediated by integrin. The record is from RefSeq and is a predicted model, not a curated record. Gene Ontology annotation, molecular function: scavenger receptor activity; extracellular matrix binding; polysaccharide binding. The coding region runs from base 499 to 2061 and encodes 520 amino acids.